AUGGAAAGUUUUUAUUGUAUGUUCUGCGCUAAAGAAGCCACUUCUCGUCAGGAAGCCCUUUUAUGUGAUGGCUGCGACAGGUGGCAACACCGGCGAUGCCAGACAGGCAUCACGAGGGAAGACUACAGGGCUGCAGAGCGAUCAGGAAAGGAGAUCGUUUGGACAUGCAUUUACUGUGCUGAUGAUGAUUCCAUACCCAUCGUUGAGAGUACAAGACUCGAUGACUUUGACAUUCCACCGUCAUUUGAUACACCGUCCCAGCGAUCAACAGCGGUAUACGAUAGCCGAGAGAGCUUGGAGGACAACCGUAAGUUUCUUUUUUUUUCUUGUAUUUGGUGUUUCGAUAAUGAACUAUUAUGAUUAAUCAGUUAGUGUGUCUUUUCUCUUAAAAUCCGUCUAGUUGUCGCAAUCCGCGACAUUAUUGUUAAAAUAAGUGAUUGAGUUGAGACGAGAAAGCAAUAGUUAAUCACAAUCACCAUAAUCAUAAUCACUCUUUUCGGGUUCAUUUUUUAAAAAUAAAGGUGAUUUUUGACGUUUAUUCCACAGAUAACGAUAGCUCACUGAGUCUUCAAUUGCUGAGCCACUCCCAAGCCGCGACGUCAUUGCCGACGACCGGGCCUCAGUUACUUACCAUCUAGUGGAAGAGGGAACCAAACGCGGGAGAGCCAUGCUAGUCGAUAGCCUUGGAUUUACUUAUAACAUAAAUGCCAAGAGAUCCUACGCUACUUAUUGGCAGUGCACGGUCCGUCCAAAAGGCAACCCCUGUAAGGCCUCAGUAGCAGAAAGAGACGGAACAUUCCAAGCGGGGAAGAAUUCCCAUAACCACUCGGCAGAAGUUGGCGCUGCGACCGCAAGAAAGAUCGUCACUACGGUUAAAACCAAGGCGCUGGAGAACAAGUUCAAGCCAGCUUCGGCGAUAGUGAAUGAGGUUAUUACAACGCUUUUUACAGGGUUUUAUUCAGUCGUUGUUUGCGUCAAAAGCCCUCAAUCGCUCGUUCACGUGUUUUGACCCAAAGAACUUGUGGAUAUAACCCUGUACGCCGCAUGACGUAAAUUAUAUGAAUUAAAAAUAAUUCUCUCGAAUACAGUUUAGAUAAUAACCAUGCCUAAAAUAAGAACCUAGUUUAACUGUAACUCCAUUAAUCUGUUCCUAUGUUUUAGGUCCUGUUGGAUCAAUUGACAGAAGCCUCGUGCCCAGCCCUUCCCAAACCCGAGUACAUAGCGAGGGCCGCCAACCGCCUGCGCCAAAGUUUACGACCUGAAGACCCGAAGGACCUGAACUUCGAGCUGAUAGAAGAAUGUAUUUCCCAAGGAUUCUACCAGGCGGAUGUAAUAGUGAAGAACCGACGGCACCUCAUAUUUGCCAGACCAGAACAGCUGCAGCCUUUGGCCAUAGCAAAGUCCUGGUACGUCGAUGGCACCUUCAAGCUAGUACGACAUCCCUUCAAACAGCUCGUAACCAUCAACGUCUUUGUUAGAUCCGGCGAGUGCGCGAAACAAGUGCCGCUGGCAUUUGCCCUUAUGUCAAACAAGAAAGGAAAAGACUAUAAGAAGGUAUUAGAAAUUUUAGUAUCUAAUAACGUGAAGUGAACGUAUGCUUAUCUAAUAAAGGUAGAGCAGUUCCUUUUAAAUCACACAUAAAUGUUUAAUUCUCACUGAGGCAAUCUCGAUGUCACGUCUCACGUAUACGCAUCUCUACGUUGUGCAGUGUGGAGAAAGGUUAGUAGAAGAAAACAAAUGGAAUAGAUUACAAAUGCAAGGGGACUAACAAACAAGUAGGCUUAUUACACAAUUUAAAAUGACUUACCAAACUGACGCGUAUUAUUACAUGAAUCUACUCGCUUGUUACGUGUGGGCUGUCCGAGUAACAAUUUAAAAUGACUCACCAAAACUGACGCGUAUUAUUACAUGAAUCUACUCGCUUGUUACGUGUGGGCUGUCCGAGUAACAAUUUAAAAUGACUCACCAAAACUGACGCGUAUUAUUACAUGAAUCUACUCGCUUGUUACGUGUGGGCUGUCCGAGUAACAAAUAAAAAAAGAUUACACAAUUUAAAAUGACUCACCAAACUGACGCGUAUUAGUAGAUGAAUCUACUCGCUUGUGACUAUGCCUAAAUUAAUUAAUGAGCGAUGUUAAUUUUUUUCUUUUUCAAAGGUACAAGAGCUAGGACUUCAAUCAGCUUACUCCAGAGACGACAGUGUAUUCAGAUACAUCAAGAAGCUGAUGGCCCUUCCCUUCUUGCCAUUUCACGAGAUCGCACCGAUGUUCGUUCGACUGAGUGUACAGACCCAAGCACAGCCCCUUCUGGAUCUCGUCGACUACAUGAAACGCCAGUGGAUCGAGAACCCCGUCUUUACACCAAAGGACUGGAGCGUCUACAAACAACCAAUUCGUACCAACAACGACAUAGAAGGUUGGCAUAACGCCCUAAAUCGCAGAGCUGUUGGGCAAUGCAACCUGCCUUUAUAUUAUCUGAUUAAGCUACUGGACAGGGAGGCGAAACUCACAGCUCUCACCAUUAGGUUC
Messenger RNA from Porites evermanni, 2528 nucleotides. The record is from the annotation of a GenBank genome assembly. Lineage: Eukaryota; Metazoa; Cnidaria; Anthozoa; Scleractinia; Poritidae.